Molecule: messenger RNA, 354 nt
Organism: Fraxinus pennsylvanica
Lineage: Eukaryota; Viridiplantae; Streptophyta; Magnoliopsida; Lamiales; Oleaceae
Source: the annotation of a GenBank genome assembly
AUGCAGAUUAAAAGAGUAGGAGGAAAAGAGGCACUGGGCUUAUUUUUUACUGUUGCUUCCAGUAUAUGGCUGUGUAGAAAUAAAAAGCAUUAUGAAGUUGUAAGUUUGAACAUGAGCUCUACAAUCGAACAUGCUAUUUCGAUGCUACAUUUGUUUAAAGGGGUCAAAACUCAAUCGGGCUCUACUUUAAACAGCUUCUGUGCGUGGAAAGCUCCUUCAGCAGAUUUCUUGAAGCUGAAUGUAGAUAGAGCGACCUUUCAUCACCUUCACAAAGCUGGGAUUGGUGCUGCUCUACGAGACCAAGUAGGAAAAGUGUUAAUGGCUGCCUCAAAAGAAGAAAAGGAAAGUGGCUAA